This is a messenger RNA of Epithele typhae, 486 nucleotides long. Its product is annotated as SFT2-domain-containing protein. The coding region runs from base 1 to 486 and encodes 161 amino acids. Gene Ontology annotation, biological process: vesicle-mediated transport. The transcript is spliced from 6 exons. Lineage: Eukaryota; Fungi; Basidiomycota; Agaricomycetes; Polyporales; Epitheliaceae. The record is from RefSeq and is a predicted model, not a curated record. Gene Ontology annotation, cellular component: membrane.
AUGGCAUCCAAAGGCUGGUUCAAUCUCGAAGCCGCAGGCGGCGCCAUUCCGGACACGCAGUUCUUUGAGGGCGACUCCGCAUUCAAGUUUCUGGGUCUCACGAGGACGCAGCGGUUGUACGGGUUCGUCGGAUGUCUCGGUAUUGGUUUCGUUCUGAGCUUGCUCGGGAGCAUCUUCCUGUUCCUCGGCUCGCUCACAAGCUUUGCAUUCCUGUAUGGCCUCGGCACGGUCAUUUCUCUUAUUGGGACGGGCUUCUUGGUCGGGUUUGCAUCCCAGCUGAAGAUGAUGUUCAAGCCGGUGCGAGUUGUCGCCACGAUCGUCUUCUUGGCGUCCAUCGGCCUCAUCUUCGUUGGGGCGUUCGUCAUCAAGAGCGACAUACUCUGUAUCAUCUUCGUGAUCAUCGAGUACAUUGCGUACACAUGGUACACGCUCUCCUACAUCCCCUAUGCACGCACCGCGAUCCUCAAGGUCUUCGGACUCUCAUAA